CACUCAGGUUGGUUACGGCAAAAAGCCUCUCUAACAAAAACCGUUUUGUUUCAUUUCUUUUCAAUUUUCCCACCUCCAUUGAUGUAACCAUUGAUCCUUCUUCUUCUUCUUCUUCUUCUUCUUCUUCUCUGCAAUGGACGUCGACGGCAAAUCCAUCGACCGUUGCAGUUCCAGAAAACUCCAAAUCAAUAACAACAGCGUUGUUGGAACCGACUUCUUAGAGACUAACAAGGCGGACAGAGCAAUGUGGCUCUUGAAAUGCCCGCAAGUUGUAACUCGUGCUCUUUCUAAUUCGCCCGAUGGCCCUUCCCGUCCGGUCGCUAAGGUCAUCGUUUCUGUUGACCCACUGCAAUCGAAUGACGAUGAUGAUUCUUCCUCUACUGAGUUCACUAUGGAAUUGGCUGGCACUGACUCUGGAAAUACAUUAAGGUCAUACUCCUUGAAUAUGUCCACGGACUUCAUUCCAAUGUCUGUAUUUUCCGAGUCAUCACAAGGGAAGUUUACAGUCGAAGGGAAAAUACUAAACAAAUUUGACAUGAAGCCACAUGAUCAGAAUCUUGAGAGGUAUGGAAAACUCUGUCGUGAAAGAACUCACAAGUCUAUGACCAAAAGCAGACAGAUUCAGGUGAUUGAUCAUGUCACAGGAGGACAUAUGAGGCCUAUGCCAGGGAUGGACGUGUUAUCGUUUGGAGCUGCAGAGAAGAAGAAAGUGGUGAGCAAGGGAUCGGAAACAAAGAGGUUGAGAAAGGAGCGUGGUGAAUUGGAGAAGAUUAUUUUUAGGCUUUUUGAAAGACAGUCAUAUUGGACGUCAAAACAAUUGAUUCAAGAGACUGACCAACCUGAACAAUAUAUGAAGGAAAUACUUAAAGACCUUUGUGUCUACAACAACAAGGGUGUUCAUCAAGGAACAUAUGAGCUGAAGCCAGAGUACAAGGAAUCAGGCGAGGAAGCGAAACCAUGAUAGGUGAGGUAUGUUCCAAAGAACUGAGAAAUGACUUUGGUUUUGGUAUUUGACUAAACAUUUACUGGAAGAUUUGUGUGUGGAGGGGAGGGGGCCGCUCUUUUCUUUGGCUUUUAAGUUUAGGCUUAGAGGAUUUCCCCAUUCUCAACUCAUCAGUAACCACUGAAAUUUUGUAGAAAUGUGAACCGAUCAUCGGCUUCCUCCCGACGGUAUAUUGUACAUAGUGAUCACAGUUGGUUGCUGCUUUUGAUCGUAAUUUCUGUUGAAAGUUAUUUUGUAAUUUGUAAUUAUUGAUUGCUUAAAGUUGAACUCAUGGAUAUCCACAUCAGAUAUACCAUAGGAAGGUUCUCAUGUU
Benincasa hispida (wax gourd) is the source of this 1316-nucleotide messenger RNA. RefSeq lists its product as uncharacterized. The record is from RefSeq and is a predicted model, not a curated record. NCBI's taxonomy places the organism in Eukaryota, Viridiplantae, Streptophyta, Magnoliopsida, Cucurbitales, Cucurbitaceae. Gene Ontology annotation, cellular component: transcription factor TFIIF complex. Gene Ontology annotation, biological process: transcription initiation at RNA polymerase II promoter; transcription by RNA polymerase II.